Molecule: messenger RNA, 892 nt
Organism: Physcomitrium patens
Lineage: Eukaryota; Viridiplantae; Streptophyta; Bryopsida; Funariales; Funariaceae
Product: zinc finger CCCH domain-containing protein 3
Cellular component (GO): U12-type spliceosomal complex
Molecular function (GO): zinc ion binding
Source: RefSeq, a predicted model, not a curated record
UCCCCAAAUCGCUGGAAGAGUUGACAACGAUCGCAGUGUGUGCUUCCGGCAUAGUAUUCUCACUCCACUGAAUAUCAGAACCCAAUAUCUGCAAUCUGCAAUCGGGUUAAGUGGGUUAGUUCAAGUGGGAUUAGGGUUAAGGGGCGAGGGAGGGGGGAGGCUUGGGUUUUAACUACAAUGUGAAAGUAGCCAUUUCCUAGGUGCAUUUGUACGAGGAGAAAGGCAGCUCUUGCAUCACUGUGCCCCUUGCGAGGAUGUGAGAGGUUUCAGUGAUGCCUGCGCACAAGUACUACUGCGAUUACUGCGACAAGCAAUUCUACGACACUCCUGCAUCGCGCAAGCGCCACUUGCAGGGAAUCGCGCACCAGCGGGCCAAGAAACAAUGGUUUGAUUCCUUCAGAGACCAGGAAUCUGGAUUACCCCAGGAUGCGAAACGACCGCCGUGCACAUUCUUCUUGCGCACGGGAACAUGUCAAUACGGAAGUGAAUGUAGAUUCGAGCACCCGGUGCAACCACCAGCUCCAUCAGCGCCUGGUCCUUUCGAGGCUUUGAACGUGGCACCUGAAUCAUCAGCACUGCCAAACUUACUCAUGAAGGAUCUGCCACUCUCUCUUCGCCCCCCACCAGAAGGGGGUUAUCCUCCACUCCCCCCUGUAGAAUGGGGAUGAGCAUCCUUGUCAAAGGGUAUUAGUUGCAUUAUUCACCUCCUCAUUAUUGAUGUCGUGUGAUAGCAAUACUUGCAUAAUGAUGAAGUGUGAGAAGAAAUUGGACACUUAUUGACAUCCAACCACGUACAGAAACAGUCAUCGUUUGAAAUCAACCCGGCAUUUUAGCCUAUUAUUUUAGCAUGUAGAUAUUGCUGUUAUCUAAUAAUUGACGGAUUCGACGACUA